Messenger RNA from Vicia villosa (hairy vetch), 528 nucleotides. RefSeq lists its product as uncharacterized. Lineage: Eukaryota; Viridiplantae; Streptophyta; Magnoliopsida; Fabales; Fabaceae. The coding region runs from base 51 to 353 and encodes 100 amino acids. The transcript is spliced from 3 exons. The record is from RefSeq and is a predicted model, not a curated record.
AUCACACUGCUAAACAACAUUCAAAAGCCCUCAAUCCUAACACUUUGAACAUGUCAGACAAUCAACCAGCACGCAGGACUGCGUCUUCUAGAGAGGGAAUGGGUGGCGCUAAGGGAAGAAAGGGUUCUUCAAAGAAGGAGGUGAAGGAGGUGAAGGAGGUGAAGGAGGUGAAGGAGGUGAAGGAGAAGAAGAAGGUUUUGACUGGUUCUGCUUCUCGUCCCCUGGGGGUCCAUGGCUCGGACGUGCAGACUCAGUCUUCAGGCGUGAUCAACGCUGAUGGUUCUGAUACUGAGUGGGAUGAGGAUUGGUAUAAUUAUCUUCAUUCGGAGGAGUUCGCUCGUCGGGAAGAAUAACGUGUUUUUAUUUUGUUUGAUGUGUAUUUUGUAACGCUCGUCGGGCAGAAUAACGUGUUUUUGUUUUGUUUGACGUGUUUUGUUUUGUUUUGUUCUGAUUUCGGAUUGUAUCGCACAGUGUUUUUGUAUUGGAUUUAUCAUCUUAGUUUUUGGAUUGUUCUGAUUUCAAUAUGUA